This is a messenger RNA of Brugia malayi, 819 nucleotides long. RefSeq lists its product as uncharacterized. Gene Ontology annotation, molecular function: protein binding. The transcript has 5 exons. NCBI's taxonomy places the organism in Eukaryota, Metazoa, Nematoda, Chromadorea, Rhabditida, Onchocercidae. Bases 1 to 819 code for a protein of 272 amino acids. Gene Ontology annotation, cellular component: extracellular matrix; plasma membrane. The record is from RefSeq and is a predicted model, not a curated record.
AUGCGUCCGGAAGCAUAUCCGGAUUUGGAUACUAUCGUUGUUACUGGAAAUAGCAUUGGAGAUCUAGCUGGAUCAAAUAUUUUUGGUCGUAAUGUUACUCAUCGCUUUGUUUCUUUAGUUGAUUUAUCUGACAAUGCUAUUAGCGCCAUCGAUUCAUACACUUUUCGAGCUCUACCGGCAGUGGAAUAUUUCUAUCUGCACGAUAAUGCAAUCAAACAAAUUGGUGCUGAUCCAUUUCGAUGGAAUGUACGCUUACGAGUUCUGGAUAUGUCGAAUCUUUUCUCAUCAUCAGUAUCACUUUCUGAACGACCGCGCUUAUUGGCUAAUACGUUUGUUGACUCUGUAAAUGAAUUUAAUGAUUUACAGGAGCUAAUCCUACGUGACAAUGAUCUUAUUGAAAUACUAUCUGACAUGCUUUGCAAGUUGAAUGGCCUGAUUCGUUUACACUUAUCCGGUAAUAAGAUGAAAAAAUUCAGCGUUAAUUGGAAUUGCUUACAAAAUCUUGUUGUAUUGGAUGUUUCGGGAAAUGAAUUCUCUACAUUAUCCACUCAUCUUUGGGAGGUUCUUCCUAGUCUAACAACAGUUGAUAUUUCUUCAAACCCUCUGUACUGUGAUUGUGAUAUUAUACCAGCUAUCAAAGAACUAUCAAAAAGUCCGACAUCUUCCUUUAAUCAGUUCCAGGGUUAUGCGAUCUGUGUUGCACCAGAAUCUCGGAAGGGUCAAAAUAUCUUCGAGAUUUCAAAUUCUGCAUGCAAAGACAGCCAUCGUAAGCUCGGAGGAGAAAAUGAACAGAUUGCUAGUAGUCCACAGCUCCUGUAA